AUGACACCACCUCCACUUCCACAUCCAACUCCACCACUUGCACCACCACAUUUACUACCUCCACAACCACCGCCACUGCCACCACCACCACCACCUCCAACAUCACCUCAUCCACCACCACCGCCACCACCACAACCACCACCUCCACCUCCACCACUACCACCACCAUCACCACCUCCUCCAAAACCUCCACAUCCACAUCCAUCCCCACCACCACAACCACCAACUCCACUCCAUCACUACCUCUACCACCACAUGAUUAGUGCAUAA
This is a messenger RNA of Prunus armeniaca (apricot), 270 nucleotides long. The record is from the annotation of a GenBank genome assembly. Lineage: Eukaryota; Viridiplantae; Streptophyta; Magnoliopsida; Rosales; Rosaceae.